Messenger RNA from Diachasmimorpha longicaudata, 1950 nucleotides. RefSeq names its product forkhead box protein B1-like. The coding region runs from base 767 to 1909 and encodes 380 amino acids. Lineage: Eukaryota; Metazoa; Arthropoda; Insecta; Hymenoptera; Braconidae. The record is from RefSeq and is a predicted model, not a curated record. Gene Ontology annotation, molecular function: RNA polymerase II cis-regulatory region sequence-specific DNA binding; DNA-binding transcription factor activity, RNA polymerase II-specific. The transcript is spliced from 3 exons. Gene Ontology annotation, biological process: regulation of transcription by RNA polymerase II; cell differentiation; anatomical structure morphogenesis.
AGAGUUAUGCCCGGGCGGCGGCUGGGGGGGACCUGAGCAGCGCGAAAGAGACCCAGCGAUGAUGCGCAAACGCGAGACAACACCAACCCGUCGUCAUCGAGUUGAGGUAUCGAUAUAGUCCCUCGACCAGUUGAAUCACGGGUAGGAGCGCGGGUUUUUGUCAAGAGGCUUUCGCGAUUGUGUUUGUCGUGUGUCAAGAGAUGUUUUGAGGGGUCAGGGGCCGUCAGAUGGCGAUUUUUAUGGGCACCAGUAGACCUCCAUUUUGGAGAACAUCGUGAGAAAAUAAAUUUUCAAAUUUUGCCUGAAAAUCGCAGGAAGUCAUUUCAUUUUUCACGAGGAGCGAUUCUACUCUCGUCGAUGGAAUCGCAAUUUUCCAGUCCCCGUGGAUGUAAAUUAAUAUUUAUAAAAUAAGUUUAUGAAGUAAAUAAAUAACUGGAGCAUUCGCGAUACAACUUUAAUGUUAACGAGUUUAAAAAUUGAAUUUACUGUCGCAGCGCGGCGAUAGCUUGAAUUUCAAGAAAAUAGUCCAGUGAAGAUGAUGUGCGGUCAGUGGAAAAGGACGGUAAUGUGUCAGACAGGGGAGAGGCAAUGGCGCGAAAAUUGAUCGAUGAGACGGGAGUAGGACUCGCGUAGACGUUGCGACAACGAUUUGCCGAUUUAAUCAGUGAUUUCGGAGCUGAAUAUAGGGUUAUCGACGAUAUUGGGGGAGCUCCUGCAGACCUCGGCGUGCAGGAACCUGUAAUUGUCCGGGAACAGAGUCAAUUGUAUGGAGAGAAUGCCAAGACCGUCGAGGGAGUCGUACAAUGGCGAGCAGAAGCCGCCAUACUCGUAUAUAUCGCUGACGGCAAUGGCGAUAUGGUCGUCCAGCGAGAAGAUGCUGCCACUCGCUGAGAUAUAUCGAUUCAUCGCCGACAGGUUUCCUUAUUAUCGGAGGGACACUAGACGCUGGCAGAACUCGUUGAGACAUAAUUUAUCGUUUAAUGAUUGUUUCAUCAAGGUACCGCGGAACCCUCACACCCCGGGCAAGGGCGCCUACUGGGCCCUCCACCCCGCGGCCCUGUCGAUGUUCGAGAACGGCUCGUACUUGCGCAGGAGAAAACGAUUCAAAUUACCGAAGGAAGCCAAAGAGGAGAGUCAGGUACUGGCGGAGACAACUGCCAGAUUGGCAGCGACUAGCGCCUGCUCCCUGUCCGAUUGUCAAUCCACCCCCUACUACCCCCAUCAACACCAGGAGCAAACGAUAGCCCUCACUCAGCAGCAGCUCGACUUCUUGAAUCUGACGUCGGGGUUGACCUCCAUCUCGAAGGACUCGAAUGUGGAACGGAAGUCGGAACUACCGUCUGGCGCGGCGAAACGUACCGAUUUGUCGUCGGAACGGCGGCCUUCGACGAAAAGAUUCAAGUCCCCAGGUGGUGUCCCCAAGUCGUUCAGCAUAGAAAGCAUAAUCGAAACAACAAGCUCGAAUGAGCAACGAUCCAGUAUUUCCACCCCAGUAAUAUCGUCGCAGAGUCUCGUUCCGUGGCCGACAUCGAAUCUCCUGUACCCCCUGACAAAUUCCCUGAGCACCUACCCCCUGCACAUUCACCAAGCGGCCGCGGUGUACGCGACAGCCCUGGCAACCGCCAAUCUCUUCGCAAGCUACCCCUCCCUCCAGCAGACAUCCAAGAUCCACCCCGAGGAGGGAGCAUGCCCAUCGACAGCACUAUCCCCGAUCUACGGCUUGCAUCCUGGUUUGUUCCGCACAGAUCCUGCCUUCGGCUUCUCCGCGGGCCUUCCAUCGGCGGUCAGUCUUCCACCAUUACCAUCAGUGCCAGUACCGCGAUUAUCUAGCAUUGAUAAUCCUCGAUUGGAAAUCACCGAACUUGGUAACUACUCCGCGGAUUCCUGCAAGGACUUGGCUCCUACCUGACGAGAAUGUGAUCAUUGAUAGACUGAAUAAACGAGAAUGAG